Molecule: messenger RNA, 2578 nt
Organism: Columba livia (rock pigeon)
Lineage: Eukaryota; Metazoa; Chordata; Aves; Columbiformes; Columbidae
Gene: HCK
Product: HCK proto-oncogene, Src family tyrosine kinase
Exons: 13
Coding region: 139-1653 (504 amino acids)
Biological process (GO): cell differentiation; innate immune response; cell surface receptor protein tyrosine kinase signaling pathway
Cellular component (GO): extrinsic component of cytoplasmic side of plasma membrane
Molecular function (GO): signaling receptor binding; non-membrane spanning protein tyrosine kinase activity; ATP binding
Source: RefSeq, a predicted model, not a curated record
AGCCGGUCAAAGCGCAGCGGCGGCGGCAGCUCCGGCUCUGGGAGCAGAACCAGGAGCGGGAGGGGGAGCUGGAGCUGGAGCUGUCGCUGUCCCGGGACGGCGGCGGAGGAGCUUCACUUCCCCUCCCCUGGCCGCAGGAUGGGUUGUGUGAAGUCGAAGGAAGCUGGUGUUCAAGAUAAGAUGACAAAAGCCGACCCUGGCUCCAGCUCCCAGCAGGGCCACUAUGUGAGGGACCCCACGGCUGCCAACACGAGGAACAAUAAUGUCCCCAAUGUGGCUGUGCCCUCACCUGAGGAUGGCUCAGGGGACAAGGUGGUGCUGGCACUCUACGACUACGAGGCAAUGCACGCUGGGGACCUGAGCUUCCAGAAAGGCGAGCGCCUCAAGGUGCUGGAGGAGUCAGGGGAAUGGUGGCAAGCGCGGUCGCUGGUGACGGGGUGUGAAGGCUUCAUCCCCAGCAACUACGUCGCUCGAGCUGAUUCGCUGGAGACAGAGGAAUGGUUUUUCAAAGGCAUCAGCCGGAAAGACACGGAACGACAGCUCCUUGGCCCUGGGAACGUGGUCGGGUCCUUUAUGAUACGGGACAGCGAGACAACAAAAGGCUGCUACUCCCUGUCGGUGCGGGACGGGGACGACGUGCAGGGCGGCACGGUGAAGCAUUACAAGAUCCGGAUGCUGGAUAGCGGCGGCUUCUACAUCUCCCCACGCAGCACCUUCAACACGCUGCAGGAGCUGGUUCAGCACUACAAGGAGCAGAGUGACGGGCUGUGCCAGCGGCUCACCUACCCCUGCCACGUGCCCAAACCACAGAAGCCCUGGGAGAAAGACGCCUGGGAGAUCCCUCGGGAGUCGCUGAGGCUGGAGAGGAAGCUGGGAGCCGGGCAGUUCGGAGAAGUGUGGAUGGCCACCUACAACAAGCACACGAAGGUAGCAGUGAAGACAAUGAAGCCAGGCAGCAUGUCUGUGGAUGCCUUCUUGGAAGAGGCAAAUCUGAUGAAGACACUGCAGCAUGACAAGCUGGUGAAGCUGCAUGCCGUCGUCACCAAGGAGGAGCCCAUCUACAUCGUCACUGAGUUCAUGGACAAAGGGAGUUUGCUGGAUUUCCUGAAGAGUGAUGAGGGGAACAAGCUGCCGUUCCCAAAGCUGAUCGACUUCUCUGCCCAGAUUGCAGAAGGAAUGGCUUUUAUUGAGAAGAGGAACUACAUCCACAGAGACCUGCGAGCUGCCAAUAUUCUGGUGUCAGCGUUACUGGUGUGCAAGGUCGCAGACUUCGGGCUGGCCAGAGUCAUUGAGGACAACGAGUACACGGCGCGGGAAGGUGCCAAGUUUCCCAUUAAAUGGACCGCGCCAGAAGCCAUCAAUUACGGAUCUUUCACUAUAAAAUCAGAUGUCUGGUCCUUUGGGAUCCUCCUGACCGAGAUCAUUACCUAUGGACGCACCCCAUACCCAGGGAUGUCGAAUGUGGAGGUGAUCAGGGCACUGGAGCGUGGGUACCGGAUGCCUCGCACCGAGAACUGUCCCGAGGAGCUCUACAACAUUAUGAUGAGAUGCUGGAAGACCAAACCGGAGGAUCGUCCCACUUUUGAGUACACACAAAGCGUUUUGGAGGAUUUCUUCACUGCCACAGAGAGCCAGUAUCAGCAACAGCCAUAACGCAGGUGGAGGCAGCGGGUGCCCCGCUCUCCCCGUCCUGCCCACGACCUACCUGCGCACACUGUCCCCGCCAGCCCGGCCCAGGAGCCAGAGCCCGGCUGCCGCGGUGGGGCUGGACGCGGGGCAGCAAGCACCACGCUCAGGGCAGCCCGCGGGGCUGCCGGAUGGGGGGAGCAGUGACACAGGGCCGUACCCUGUCCUGUCACACAUCCCCGAGUGCCUGCGAGCAGCUGCUCAGGGAGCUGCCGCCGGUGAGGAGCGACGGGGCUGAGCCUGUUUCAGCUACAAAGGAAAAAAAGUACUAUUUUUGUAAUCCUUCUGAGAUCUUACCGCGCUGUUAUGCAGAAGUAGGUGCUUUAGGUGCGAUGGGUGUGCUGUGCAGUGCCCGUGUCCCCCGGUUCCUGCGCGUGUCCCCGUCCCCGUGGGUUCGUGUGAUGCAGCACGUUGGCUCAUCCUCGACACGGGACCCUGGGGUGUGGAUGCCAAGUGUCGCAGAAACACGUUCCUCUCCUCACCCUCCUGGCUUUCCUCCCUCGGUGUUUUUGGCGGUGUCCCCUCUGUAGCGUGAGGCUGUGCCGGGAGGGUAUGGACAGACAGACAGACCGACAGAUGGACAGCGUGGGGCAGGGCAGCCCCAGCCCCUCUCUCCCGCGGUCUCCUGGCUGCUCUGCUCGCAGGUGACCUGUCACCUGCCCACUGUUUCCUGCACAUCACUCUGUGUUGUUCAUUUUUAGUGUUUAAUGGUAGGUUAUAUUUUGGGAAAUGGAAAAAGUAAUUUUUUUUUUAAUGAUUGUCCUGUAUGUCUCACAGCAGGCGGCUUCUAGGCCUGUGAGUCUGUUUUCCUCACAUAAAGAGCUUUUUCUGUGCUUUUAUACAAGCUUCGAAGCAUUUUUUUGUAAACAAUAAAGUAUGUAUAAACCUCGUA